Molecule: messenger RNA, 3919 nt
Organism: Glossina fuscipes
Lineage: Eukaryota; Metazoa; Arthropoda; Insecta; Diptera; Glossinidae
Product: headcase protein-like
Exons: 6
Coding region: 512-2860 (782 amino acids)
Source: RefSeq, a predicted model, not a curated record
AUAAAAAAUAAAAAAUUUAUUAAUCAAAAAUUAAUAAGAAAACAUAAAUAAAUAAAUAAAUUCUUCUCAUAACACUUGCACGGGGAAUAGAUGGAUGAGCGCUUGACUUGCUACGAAGAGUACGAAGAGUAAUAAAUGCUAAAAUACAAAAUAAUGACAAGAAAUCGAAGAAAAAUUAAUUAAAGCAAAAUUGUUUCAAAGUAGUCGUAGUGCGUAUUGGGGAUUGAGUUCGUUAAAAACAUGUAAUCAAUUUUUAAAAGCAAAAACUUUUCUAAAAAUUCCAAAAAGCCGCAAUAAAUAUAUAUAUAUAUAUGAAAUUUCUAAGUGAACGGGAACUUCGUGGAAACUUGGGCCGCAUGAUGUGCUAGAAAAUAUAGGAAAUAUUUUUAUAUUAUAAUACCGUAUUACUACAAACUUGUCGUUUUAUUUCGGUCAAUUUGUUUUUUUUUUUCUUUUUGUUUGGUUUUCAAUAAAAUCGUGAAAAGCAAAUCUAUAAAAAAAAUUGCCUUAAAUGGCUCCGUGUCGUAAUCAGAAUAGCACUGGACAACAAACUCAAUCAUUACAAGAAUUUUCGGAUUAUAAUAAAAUCACUUCCAAUUACGGAAGUGAUACGCAAUUAAAGAGUAGUUUUUACGACAACAGCAUCAACGUCGAAGAGUUAAAGUCAACGUCAACGUCAUCGUCGUCUUCAUCUUCUUUUCCGGCUUUGAUUACAGCCUUCUCUACCACGGAUUUAACACAACGGGUAGAACAGCAACAACUGGGCAAUAUGUCUCCUAUGCAAACUUCUACAAGCAAUAAUAAUAUCAAUAAUAACAACAAUAAUAAUAAUAAUCAUAAUCAUAACAACAAUAACAACAACAACAACAACAACGGAAAUACUGUCAAUACUAGUAAUGCGCUGACUCAACACAAUCUCAACAGUAAUAUUAACGUUGAUCAAUUUACGCAGUGUUGUUAUCCGAACGGUGAUUGUUGUAAAUUGGAUACGUCCCUUAUCUAUUUAAGCGAUCUGUCCGACUGUGUGAAGGUUUUGUGCAACAAUGAGAAUUGUUCCGUGGGUCAAUAUAUGCAUAAAGAAUGCUUCGAAUCAUGGGAGCAACAAAUAAUGGUAUCUCUAAAGAAUAUGGGAGGCCGAGCCCGAUCUUGGUCAGAUCGUCAAAAGGUUCAAAAUAUGUGGACCAAAAAAGGUUACGACCUUAUCUAUAAACUUUGCAAUUGCAAAUGUUCUCGCGGUCAUUUGCGAAAGGAUUUAGAAUGGACUGCUCCCAAAGCAUUAUCCUUUGGCAAUGGACAACGUUUAUUAAACGGUGCUGGGUCAUCGGUCAAUGAUGAUGAUGAUAAGAAGAAUAAGAGCAAUAAUAGCAAUAAUAAAAAGAAACGCAAAAAUAAUCAGAAAAACACAUCAAAUCAACAAUCGCAACAACAAACCCAGCAGCAACAAGCAAAUUCGAUAACAAUAAACGGUGGUAGCAAUAUAAGUAACAAUAGUUUGGAAUGUGGUGGUCAGAAUAAUUUGAUGCCGGCACCAAAUGUCGGAGUGAUCGGUUCAGGUUUACCGCAAAAUCAACAUCAACAACAGCAAUCGUCUAUAACGGCCAAUGAUGCAAAUACCGAUAUGCCGGCGAAUAUGGUAACUUCUUUGAACACAAUUCUACUUAACAGUCAUAUCAAUACGAAUGCGUCAAAUAUUUUGGGACUUGAUAUACGGCCAACACGUACCAAUAGCAUUUCCUCGGGUAGUAAUAAUAGUGGUUCCUCUUCACCUUCGGCUAUAUCGACGUAUUCAAGUGGUAUUGGCAGUGGCGGCAUUAAUACUAUCAAUGCUGAUUUAACCUUGUGUUCACCCAUACAACAGCAGCCACAGCAACAGCAGCAGCAGCAGCAGCAUAAUCUUAUGCAAUCAUCUGUCGCUUCACCAUUAACUAAGACAAUAUUAAGUGGUUUAAGUAAUUUACAUAAUUCCGUACUUCUGUCCAAUAACAAUACAAACGCAACUAAUGCCAUUCAUAAUAAUAACAACAAUAACAGUGUGUCAAAGUGUUCGUCGUCUGCAUUGAUCAUUAAACCACUUCAUACCCCAUCAUCUGCAAAUCAAAUUUUAUCUAAUGGUUUUAAACAAUUAACGCUGUUCGAAGAACAACAGCUGCUAUUGCAACAAAAAUUAAAAGAAGUCGAAUUAUAUUCGGAAAAAGUGCGGUCAACAUCUGGUUGCAAUGGUAUAUUUUCACGACGCUUGGAUUUUUCAUCCUUUAAUUUAUUGCCGAAAACACGUUUGAAUUCCUAUCAAGUUAAGAUUGAAGACGAAGGCAAUCAUGGCAAUGAUGAAACCCGGCUGUUCAUAUUAUCAUCUUUAGCUCAGUCCCAGAAAAGCCGCGUCGCAUGCAUUAUAUGUGAAGAACCAAUGCUGGUCUUCGAUCGCUAUCCCUUGGUCGAUGGUUCAUUCUUCUUGAGUCCUAAACAGCAUUCGCCAGAUUGCAUUGAGGUCAAAUAUGAAGGUCGCGCCAUGUUUUUGACUUGCGUUUGCAUGCGCUGCUUAGAUGGUACUUCAACGAGUCGCAACAUCAGCUGUCGUUUCUGUGGGGAAAAGUGGGACGGUUCAAAUCUAGUCUUAGGCACAAUGUAUGCCUAUGAUAUAUUUGCGGCAAUGCCCUGUUGUAUUGAACGUAUUAAGGUAAUCUAUCAGUGCAAUAAAUGUUUCAAAUUAUUGCUGCAUCCACAACAACGUUUAAAUUUUUACAGUGACUACUCGCACUGUGUCACUUGUCCCUUCUGUGCCACUCAGGAUACGCAUUUUGUUAAACCUCUUAACUAUUGCUAUAUUAAGAGCUUACCGGGACGCUUGCCUGCCAUCGCAUAACAUGAGGCUUCGUUGGAGUUGCCAUCCUCUACCACCAACAAAAUACAAACAGCGAUUUCAAUUGCUGGUGUGGCACCUCCAACGAAUCCUAUUGAAGUUACUGCUUCUAUAAAGAAACCGAAUAAAAAGAUUGUUUUAUAUAAUCCAAGUGUUGAUUAUACGGCACCAUUGCAGCAACAAAUCAAUGCCGAUUUAAUCGGUUCGCAUCCACAUGUCCAACAGUAUGUACAACAACAGCAACAACAAUCACAGGUAAGACAAACAUCUUCUAAUGUUAACAACACCACCACCACCACCAACAACAACAACAACAACAGCAACAACAAUAAUAAUAAUAAUAAUAUAAGAAGCAUUCAUUCAUCAUACAAUAUGAAUGCAUUAGCAGCAGCAGCCGCAGCAGCAGCAGCCACAACCAUAACCACCAACACCACGACCACCAACAAUAGUAACAAUAGUUUAGCUUUAAAGUUAAGUGAACAACAACACUCUAAUAACAAUAAUAAUAAUAAUAAUAAUAACAACCAUAUUCAAGCAACAGUUCUUAACUCAGCAACAAACAAUAGUAAAUUUAAUAAUAAUAAUAAUAAUAAUAGUAAUGCUACUACUAUCACUAAUACAAAUGCAACAAUCAAUAAUUAUAAAUUAAUGGAAUAUAAUGCAAUGAAAGCCACUGCCAAUUUGGAUUUAAUACGAUCAUCAAUACAAUCUCCACAACAGCAAAAGCAACAGCAACAGCAACAGAAGCUUAUAGGUGGCGCUCCAAUAGGUUUAAUAGAAAAUAAUUUAAAUUGUGUUGUGGUUAACAAUAAUAAUAGUAACAGCAGCAACAAUAACAGUAUUAGUAAUUUAUUAAAUAGCAAUAAUUUAAAUACAAUAACAAAAUUGACACAAUUACAAAAUGCCAAUAGCAAUAACAGUAUGUGGCCCGCAAUGCAAUUGCCAGCCACAGCAACUAGUAGCUCUGAUAUUGUCAAUAAUAUGUAUAACAAUAACAAAAUUAAUGGCAAGAGUGGCAAUAUGAUAACAGCAUUUAAUUUACCAACGGUAAAUAUAGAUAAU